GAAUGAGUGUGAAGAAUGACCCCUAUAUAAAGAAAGAAUCAAUAACUUGGUAAGAGCAUCACAAAGUUGAACUUCAACUAUUUGAGAGAAACAAAAAAAGAUUAAGUACAAUGGCAAACAAGUACCAUGUUCGUUCAAUUAGUUUGCCUUCUAGAUCUCAUCCUAGCACCAUUAGAGUAACUGAGGAUUUGAACAAGCUCAAAGCUUGGGAAGUAACAUCCACAUCCACUUGUACAUCUACAUCAGCCUCUAUUCAUAAUGGUCUUUCCUUACUUGAAGAUUUGUAUAUUUCAUUGGAACAUCUUCUCAACAUGCCAUCAACUCAACAACUCAUUUCUAGUCAUAGAGGUGAGAAGUUCGUUGAAGAAGUGUUGGAUAGUUCUAUGAGAAUUUUGGAUGUAUGUGGCAUCACAAGGGACACCAUGUUGCAAAUCAAGGAAAAUGUUCAAGCUCUUCAUUCUUCUCUUAGGAGAAGAAAAGGAGAUUCAUGUGUUGAAACAAGUGUGGCAGAAUACAAAUUCUUCACAAAAAAGAUGAGGAAAAAUGUCAACAAGUUGAUCACAUCUUUGAAGCACAUGGAUACCAAACUUGGGAUGUCUCCAAAUUUGGAACUUGAUCAUCACCUUUCUUCUGUUAUUAGAGUUCUUAGGGAAGUUAUUACAAUGAAUUUGUCUGUUUUUCAGUUCAUUUUGUCAUUUUUAAGUGUGUCUUCGUCAAAGUCAAAGGCUACAAAAUGGUUGUUGGUAGCAAAAUUGAUUCACAAGGGUGUUAUAACAUGUGAAGACAACUCAGAGAAUGGGAAUGAGUUGCAGUGUGUGGAAGCUGCUUUAAGCACACUUAUAAGUGAAGCCAAUAAUGGUGAAAAGUUGAAGGCUGCACAUGAAAGAUUAGAGGGUUUGGAGAAUGCUAUUGAAAGCAUUGAGAUUGGAUUGGAGAACUUAUUUAGACGUUUGAUUAAAACAAGAUCUUCCCUCUUGAAUAUAAUUUCUCAAUGAAACUAUUUAGUGACAAUUAUUUUUCUAAAAUUUGCUAUGCAAUCCAACCGUUUUAGUAUGGAUUAGUUGAGCAGUGAAUAUUUUAGCUCGAUGAUUGUUAAUGUAUAAAAUUUAAUAGUAAUACCAUGAAAUGCUAAGGAAAAGAUUAGCAUUUGAGUGUCUUGUAUAUA
Molecule: messenger RNA, 1165 nt
Organism: Vicia villosa (hairy vetch)
Lineage: Eukaryota; Viridiplantae; Streptophyta; Magnoliopsida; Fabales; Fabaceae
Exons: 1
Coding region: 111-995 (294 amino acids)
Biological process (GO): shoot system development; root development
Source: RefSeq, a predicted model, not a curated record